AUGCCCAUUACCGAGCUACAACGAGAACUCGAAAGCUCGUUGGGAAAACCUUCAUUGGACGGGAAAGAUUAUAUGUUUAUACUCAUUUUCAAAUAUUGUAACAAAGCUUCAGCUCUACAUAUCGAACUAAGCCUUGAGUUGUGGGCGGUUAUGGAUGGCCCCGCUGCUCCCGCUAAUCCUUGGAGUAAAUACUCGGGUAAGUGCAGGGGAACCCCUUAUAUAUCAUUUUCAGAAGUUCUCGAUGAGGAACUGUCUAAAAAGCUACAGCUCGAAGAUUUAAUCUCCUCCGAAUUCAUGGAUCCUGCGGAAGCUUUUUUUGGGAACCCCGUUAAUUUGAGCGCUGUAACUUCUGUUAGUAUCACAAAAGAUAGUACAGAGGCAUCUGAUAUGAAACUUGCAACCUUAUUACAGAAGAAGUAUGAUAGGGAGUACAACCAAUACGUUGAGCUUAGAGAAAAGCGAGAGCAAGGAGAAUCUGGUAGUUCUUUAGAUGUAUUUGAAGUCAACUCACACUUAACUGAGGAAGACUCGGAAGUAUAUGAUAGAGAAGACGAAGAAGAUUUUAAGCAAGCUUCCUACCUUACUAAAGCUAAAAAAUAUGGUUUUUGUCAUGACGGCGAGCAAGGUUUUAUUUCAAAACAUGACUUUCGAAUUUCUGCAGCGAAACAUGGCAACUACAUGCGUAAUUUUCGCGCAGUAGAGACGGGUUUACUACCAACAGAUUAUUUUUUUCCUAUUGGCAAUAAAGCUUUUAACAGUCUGAAAAAAUCCGACUUUGAACUAAGUUCUAGGCGUAUUCGCCUUAAAGAAAAGAAUUCUCAAGCUACUUAUAAUUCAGUAAUGGAUCACAAAACCGAAAUGAUUAUUUUUAAACUAAUAAACAAAGAAGUCAUUUCAGGUCUCACGUGUCAAAUUAGCACCGGUAAGGAAGCUCACAUAUUUUUUGCCGCUCCAGGAAGAGCUGUUAAGCUAUAUAAAACAACCCUCAGCGAGUUUAAGCGGCGGGAAGAAUACAUUCAAGGCGAUUAUAGGUUUAAAAAUUAUCUUAAAAAGUCUAAUAAUAGAAAGUUGAUCCAGCUUUGGUCCGAAAAGGAGUGUGCUAAUUUAAAGCGCAUGAAACUGUGCGGAGUGCCAUGUCCUACCCCUAUUUUUGUUAAAGAUAACGUCUUGGUCAUGUCUUACAUCGGCCAGGAUUCUGUGCUGCCGGCUCCCAAAUUGAAAGACCUUUAUUACAAGCAAGUGUCUAAGGGGAGUAAAAUAUUCCUGGAAUGUAUCUUUAAUAUGCGUAAACUUUUUCACUACGGCAAUCUCGUUCAUGCAGACUUAAGCGAAUAUAAUAUAUUGUACUUUCAAAAGACCGUCUACUUUAUCGACGUUGGACAGGCUGUCGAUAUUGGCCACCCCAACGCUCUCACUUUUUUAUAUAGGGAUUGUCGCAACCUUUAUACUCACUUUUGUACGCGAAAUAUCGUAUUAAAAAUUUCGGCUUUGGAUAUUUUUACUUUAGUUAUUGAUCCAUCGCUUGAUUCAAUGGACGCUUUGCAGUCUCGUUUUUUGGAAAAGGAAGAGUUGCUUCAGUCUGUGUCAGGCGAAAGACCACACACUCGCCCUUCUCCUAGUGUUUACUCUACAUUAGCUGGCGUUGAACCUUCUUUACGCGAAUUAAAAGACAUAGUCGCUGGUUUUGAAAAAUAA
Messenger RNA from Zophobas morio, 1695 nucleotides. Its product is annotated as serine/threonine-protein kinase RIO3-like. Bases 1 to 1695 code for a protein of 564 amino acids. Lineage: Eukaryota; Metazoa; Arthropoda; Insecta; Coleoptera; Tenebrionidae. Gene Ontology annotation, molecular function: ATP binding; protein serine/threonine kinase activity. The transcript has 3 exons. The record is from RefSeq and is a predicted model, not a curated record.